AUGCAUCCCACCACUCUCUUUAUGGGCUUGACAGCCAUCUUCUCUGUCACUUCGGCCAUCCCGGUUGCAAGCGACAAACCAACACCCACCCCGUCCAUGUCGAAGGUCCUCAUCUCUCCAUCUUCCUCCGCGUCCGCCUCCGCAUCGCCCACCCCUUCGGUCAACCCAUACGAAGCAUGGUCCUGCCCCGCCCAAAAGACCAAGGCCUGCUGCAUGUCCGUCCAGCAGACCAGCCACGAUCUCAUCAAGCCAGUCGGCGAGCUGGUGCCCAUCGUGGGCGGUAUCCAACUCAGCUCUGCUAUAACCUUCCAAUGCAAACCAAUGGAUGAAAAGGAGCCCCCCUCAUCCUGCAACAAAAAAUCCUACUCUCCCAUGUGCUGCAACGGUAUCACCGACGUGCGUUGUCCCCUUCCGAACUGGAAAACACCAUCUAACUUCUUCCAGAUUGGAUUCAGCUCCUGCAAGUCUUUCGAGCAGACCAAGAAGAACUACUACAACAAUCAGGGUAAAGUCGAGGAGACUCAGGCUGAUAUGAUCAUGGACGCUGUCACCUAA
This is a messenger RNA of Penicillium brevicompactum, 555 nucleotides long. RefSeq lists its product as uncharacterized. The transcript has 2 exons. The record is from RefSeq and is a predicted model, not a curated record. Lineage: Eukaryota; Fungi; Ascomycota; Eurotiomycetes; Eurotiales; Aspergillaceae. The coding region runs from base 1 to 555 and encodes 184 amino acids.